AUGUAUUCGAAUUAUACAAGUUUUGGAAAUUCAAAUACAAAUGGUAGUAAUAAUUCAAAUAUACAUCAUAGAUUUAUUGAUGUUAAAGAUUAUCAAUCAAACAAAGAUGGAUCAAGCAAUACUUCAUUAAAAAAUAGUGGUAGUAGUAAAAGUAAAUUAAAAGCAUUUGUGGCAGGAAAAAAAUCAAAAGCAAAAGAUAAAAUUUCAGAUAAACCUAUUAUUUCAUUACCAUCCAAUUUUGAACAUACUGUUCAUGUUGGUUAUGAUCCUAGUACUGGUGAGUUUACUGGAAUGCCACAACACUGGGCAAUUUUGUUGCAAAAUUCUCAAAUUUCAAAACAAGAACAACAACAAAAUCCACAAGCAGUUUUAGAUGCACUAAAAUAUUAUACACAAAAAGACAAUAGUACACAGAAGUGGCUUCGUUUUGAUGACAAUCAAUAUGAUAAUUUUCGGGAUAGCUCAACAGUAUCUCCAAGUUCUAGUUAUACGCAAUUUAAUUAUACUUCAAAAACUGAACCUGUACAUAAAAAAUCUUUACCUAUUACACCAUCAUCACCUUUUAUGAAUAAAAGUUUUAAUAGUGGUUAUAAAAUUCAAAAUAGUUCAAGCAUUGGUUAUUCUAGUUCAAAUGGAAUGGAAUCAAGUUUGCAAAAACAGCCAAAUUAUUCAACAUUAUCUUCAUGCCAUAAUUUUAAAAUAUCAAAUAAUUGUAGUCUUCCUCCUAAUUAUCAACAAAAAUCUACAUUGUCAUCAUACAAUGUUAAUUCAUCAUUAACAAAUUUACAAAAUCAAAAAUUGACUAAUACUUUUGAUAAUAUGUCUAUUAAAAAAAAAGAUUCAUUUUCUGUUAGUUCUAAUUCAUCGGUUAGUGAAUGUGAUGCAUCACUAGUGACGGGUGGAAAAGGAGAUUUAUCAUCAACACCCACAAAUACAUCAAUGACUUCUAAAUUAUCAUUUCUUAAUAAUGAUAAUAGUAGACCACCUCCACCAAUUCCAGAAAGGCCACCAAGAACUCUUUCAAUAUACACAAAACCAAAAGAUGAUGAUGAAAAAAAUCCUUCUAAUGUAACAGUUUCUGGUGGUUUUGGUAAAGAUACUAAAAGAGAAGUUUCACAAAGGAAAAAAAAACUUAGUGAUGCUGAGGUAUUAGCACGUCUUAGAUCAAUUGUUACAAUAGGAAAUCCUGAUAGAAGGUAUCAAAAGGUAGAUAAAAUUGGAAGUGGUGCAUCGGGAUCUGUUUAUACGGCAAUUGAAAUUAGUACAGGUGCUGAAGUUGCUAUAAAAGAAAUGAAUUUAUCACAACAACCAAAGAAAGAUUUAAUUAUAAAUGAAAUUUUAGUAAUGCGGGAAAAUAAACACCCAAAUAUUGUAAAUUAUUUAGACAGUUAUUUAGUCGGUGAUGAUCUUUGGGUUAUAAUGGAAUAUUUAGCUGGUGGAAGUUUGACGGACGUUGUUACAGAAUGUCAAAUGGAAGAAGGCAUGAUUGCUGGUGUGUGUAGAGAAGUUUUACAAGCAUUAGAAUUUUUACAUUCUAGACAUGUUAUUCAUAGAGAUAUAAAAUCAGAUAAUAUUUUAUUAGGUAUGGAUGGUUCUGUUAAAUUGACUGAUUUUGGUUUUUGUGCUCAGAUUUCACCAGAACAAAAUAAAAGAACAACUAUGGUAGGUACACCUUAUUGGAUGGCACCUGAAGUAGUCACAAGAAAACAGUAUGGACCUUCUGUUGAUUGUUGGUCUUUGGGAAUUAUGGCUAUUGAGAUGGUUGAAGGUGAACCUCCAUAUUUAAAUGAAAAUCCUUUAAGAGCAAUUUAUCUUAUAGCCACUAAUGGAAAACCUGAUUUUCCAUCACGCGAAUCUUUAUCACUUCCUUUUAGAGAUUUUAUUGAUAGAGCAUUAGAAGUUAAUGUUGAUAAAAGAUACUCAGCAAGUGAAUUGUUAAAACACAAUUUUUUAAAAUGCGCACAACCAUUAAGUGGUUUGCAGUAUCUUAUUGUAGCAGCAAAAAGGAGCAUUGCUGCUUCAAAUGGAUAA
Strongyloides ratti is the source of this 2031-nucleotide messenger RNA. Its product is annotated as CRIB domain and Protein kinase domain and Serine/threonine-/dual specificity protein kinase,catalytic domain and Protein kinase-like domain-containing protein. The record is from RefSeq and is a predicted model, not a curated record. Gene Ontology annotation, biological process: protein phosphorylation; intracellular signal transduction; regulation of MAPK cascade. Bases 1 to 2031 code for a protein of 676 amino acids. Lineage: Eukaryota; Metazoa; Nematoda; Chromadorea; Rhabditida; Strongyloididae. The transcript has 3 exons. Gene Ontology annotation, molecular function: ATP binding; protein serine/threonine kinase activity. Gene Ontology annotation, cellular component: cytoplasm.